AUGGAUAUCGAAUUAAUUCGUUCAAAAUUAUCUAAAUAUGGUCAAGAACAUCUUAUUGCAUACUGGGAUGAUUUAAAUGAUAAACAAAAACAAUCAUUACUACAAGAUAUAAAUGAAAUUGAUUUAGCUCGAACUCAUGAUGCCUAUCAACACAUUAAAUCACAAUUGAUGCCACCGUUAUCGUCAAAUAAAAAUGAACAACAAAAUGGUGCGGGUGAUAAUAAACAACAAGAUAUUGAUCGCUUAAUGGAACCAAUACCAGAACACUUAGCCGGAAGUGUUUAUGAAGCUACUCAAAAAGAAUUAGAUGAAUACAAUCAAGAAGGUUCUAGAGCUAAUGAUAAAAGGUCUUUAAGUUUGAGAGCAAUAGCUGAUGGUGAGGUUUGUGUAUUGUUGUUAGCUGGUGGACAAGGAACACGUCUUGGUGUAAAUUAUCCAAAAGGCAUGUAUAAUGUAAAUUUAUUGUCACAAAAAAGUUUAUAUCAAAUUCAAGCCGAACGAAUUAUCCGUCUUCAAGAAUUAGCUAAUGAACAGUAUGGAAAAAUUUGUCAAAUACCAUGGUUUAUUAUGACAAGUGAACAUACUCAACAAGCCACGGAAGAUUAUUUUCAUCAACAUAAUUAUUUUGGUUUAAAACAAGAAAAUAUUAUAUUGUUUGAACAACACAUAUUGCCAGCAUUAAAUUUUCAGGGUAAAAUAUUAUUAGAUGAAAAAUAUAAAUUAACUAAAGCACCUGAUGGUAAUGGUGGACUAUAUCGGGCAUUAUGCACACGUGGAAUAUUAAAUGAAAUGGUUAAAAGACAAAUUAAAUAUGUACAUGUUUAUUGUGUCGAUAAUAUACUUGUAAAAAUGGCUGAUCCCAUAUUCAUUGGAUUUUGUUUGAAGAAAAAUGCUAAUUGUGCAGCAAAAGUUGUUAAAAAAAAUUCUCCCAAUGAAGCUGUUGGUGUUAUAUGCAAAGUAAAUAAUCGUUUUCAAGUUGUUGAAUACAGUGAAAUAUCCAGUGAUACUGCUCAACGUCGCAAACCGGAUGGUGAAUUAUUAUUCAAUGCUGGGAAUAUAUGUAAUCAUUUUUUUUCAGUUAAUUUUCUUCAAGCUGUUUGCAAAGAUCAUGAAAAUGAAUUACGUUAUCAUGUGGCAAAGAAAGCAAUUCCAUGUUUAGGAGAAAAUGGAUUAAAAAUUGAAUCACCCAAAGAACCAAAUGGUGUUAAAUUAGAAAAAUUUGUAUUUGAUGUAUUUCCAUUUUCGAAAACAUUCGCUGUGUGGGAAGUUAAACGUGAAGAAGAAUUUUCGCCACUAAAAAAUGGUAAAGGAUCAAAAGACACCCCAGCAACAUGUAGAAGAGAUUUAAUGGCAGAACAUUUACGAUGGUUAAAACAAGCGGGUGUAGAAGUACCCAAUAUAGAUAAAUUUACAAAAGCUGAUGAGCCGUUACUGGAACUAUCGCCUCUUGUCUCUUAUGCUGGUGAAAAUUUGGAAUUUUUAAAAGAUUACCAGUUUGAACUACCGUUCUUAUUAGAAUGUAAUAGUAAGAAAAAAUUGGAAGUAAAUGGAAAGGAAUUAGUUAAAUCAGCUUUUCAAACAAAUGGCUUGGAAUGUAAUAGUACAGCAACUAUGAAUGGUGUUCAUCAUUAA
Messenger RNA from Didymodactylos carnosus, 1632 nucleotides. The record is from the annotation of a GenBank genome assembly. NCBI's taxonomy places the organism in Eukaryota, Metazoa, Rotifera, Eurotatoria, Philodinida, Philodinidae.